GUGGGAUGGGUGGCUCUGCAAGCAGAUCCAGGUGGGGCAUCCUGGCACCUCCCACUGGGACUGGCUCCCUUCCCCACCCAGGAAGCUACCAGUCUUGUCGGACUCGUCCAGCCCCAGAGGGAUGGGUGCUGGUCCUGGGUCUCAGUCCGGGAUCCUCCCAGGUGUGGCCAGCACCAUGGACACCGCACUGGCUCUGCUGCUCUUUCUGCUCCUGGCCUCCAGAGUAGGGGUCCUCGCCCUCAGAGCCUCCUCUGGAAUCCAGAAAACCAACAUCUCCUCGGACUCCAAAAGCUCUCCCCAGGGUUCGAAAGUUCCAUCCAUCAAACUCCCCAGCAGGAAAUUUCCGGAUCAGUCUCCAGAUUCCAAAGCCUCUGCUGAGGUCCCUCAUUCCGAAUGGUCCCCUGAGGCCCUGAAUUCCAGUGACAUGCCUGGGUCCUUCUGGUCAAACGUCUCUGCCGAGAGCCACAGUCUGAAUCUGGGGCCCUUCUCUGGAAUCCCCGGUUCCGAAGUAUUUCCAGAUACCUUGGGUUCUCAAGUUCCUACCAGAAGCCCAGGGGCUCCCAUUUCUUCUGUUAAGACUCCGGCUUCCAACACUGCUGCUCAAGUCCCCUCUACUAAAGCCUCUCAAGAGACCUCAGUUCCAAAAUUCUCCUCUGAGGACUUGGAUCUUGAAUUCUCUGCCCAGAGCCUGGAUUCCCAAGUUCCUGCAGAAGCCCCCCGAGGAGCGAGCUUCCCUUCGAAGGUGGAAGGGCCUCUCUCAGUGCUGGUGGGGACCAACCUCCAGCUCCCCCUGGUUCCAGUGCCCAGCCCUGGCCCUCCUGCCCCUCUGGUGGUUUGGCGCCAAGGUUCCAAGGUGCUGGCAGCAGGGGCCCUGGGGCCAGGGGCCCCUCUGAUCAGCCUGGACCCCACUUACCGAGAUCGCCUACGAUUUGACCAGGCCCGAGGGGGGCUGGAGCUCACCUCCACCCAGCUCAAGGAUGCCGGCGUCUACACAGCUGAGGUCAUCCGGGCCGGGGUCUCCCGGCAGAUUCGGGAGUUCACGGUGGCUGUGUUUGAGCCCCUGCCCAAGCUGUCGGUGCAGCCCCAGGCUCCGGAGACAGAAGAGGGGGCAGCCGAGCUCCGGCUACGCUGCAUGGGGUGGGAGCCGGGUCGCGGGGAACUGAGCUGGACCCGGGACGGACGCGCCCUGGAGGCAGCAGACCCCGAGGGAGCAGAACCACCCCGGAUCCGAACAGAGGGCGACCAGCUGCUCAUCGCGCGCCCUGUGCGCAGCGACCACGCCCGGUACACCUGUCGCGUCCACAGUCCCUUCGGCCACACGGAGGCCGCGGCCGACGUCAGUGUUUUCUAUGGCCCGGAUCUGCCGGUCAUCACCAUCUCCUCGAACCGUGACGCCGACCCCGCCCUUUAUGUCACCGCGGGCAGCAACGUGACCCUACGCUGCACCGCCGCCUCGCGGCCACCGGCCGACAUCGCGUGGAGCCUGGCUGAUCCUGCGGAGGCCGCUGUGCCCGCCGGCCCGCGCCUCCUACUCCCCGCGGUCCGGCCGGGCCAUGCGGGCGCCUACGCCUGCCUCGCCGCGAACCCGCGCACUGGGCGCCGCCGCCGUUCUCUGCUCAACCUCACGGUGGCUGAUCUGCCCCCCGGGUCCCCACAGUGCUCAGUCGAAGGGGGUCCUGGGGACCGCAGCCUCCGCUUCCGCUGCUCUUGGCCCGGCGGGGUCCCUGCGGCCUCCCUGCAGUUCCAGGGUCUUCCCAAAGGCGUCCGGGCGGGGUCUGAGUCCUCUGCGCUCCUGGCGGUCGUCCCCGCCCACCCCCGGCUCAGUGGCGUCCCCGUCACCUGCCUUGCUCGCCACCUGGUGACCACGCGCACCUGCACUGUCACCCCGGAGGCUCCUCGAGAGGUGCUCCUGCAUCCGAUGGUGGAGACACGGUCAGGGGAGGCAGAGGUGGCGCUGGAGGCCUCUGGCUGUCCCCCACCCUCUCGAGCAUCCUGGGCUCGGGAAGGGCGGCCCCUGGCCCCCGGAGGUGGGGGGCGCCUGCGGCUCAGCCAGGACGGGCGGAGGCUCCUCAUCAGCAACUUCAGCCUGGACUGGGACCUGGGAAAUUACUCCGUGCUGUGCAGUGGGGCACUGGGUGCUGGGGGCGACCACAUCACUCUCCUUGGACCUUCCAUCUCCUCAUGGAGGCUGCAGAGAACCCAGGAUGCAGCGGUGCUGACCUGGGAUGUGGAGCGUGGGGCCCUGAUCAGCGGCUUUCAGAUCCAGGCUCGGUCCGAGGGCCCUGAUCUGGGCAGAGCCACCGCCUCCAGGGACUGGGUCUCCCUGCUCAUCCUGGGACCUCGGGAGCGUUCAGCCGUGGUGCCCCUCCCUCCCCGGAACCCGAGGGCCUGGGUCUUUCGGAUCCUGCCCAACCUGGGAGGCCAGCCAGGGACCCCAACCCAGAGCCGGGUCUACCAGGCCGGCCCCACCCUCAGCCCUGGGACCAUCGCUGGUAUCGUCCUGGGUUCCCUACUGGGCCUGGCGCUCCUAGCAGCACUUCUCCUCCUGUGCAUCUGCUGUCUGUGCCGAUUUCGAGGACAGACUCUUAAGAAAAAGAAGCAACCCCCUACCUUGAGCCCUGUAUUCCCUCUCCCGGAAAAGAAGUUGCAGAGCGUGACCCCCUUGCAGACCGCAAGGCCUCCGCCCUUCGAAGUCCCACUGGAGGACCCUAGCCCACCCGGGGCCCUCCCAGCCACUGGCCCCCGUCCAGUCGUCUCUCCAGGCGGGGGCCCCAAGGCUGUUCGGGCAGCCACGCAGGUGUGACCAAGGCCAGCGGGCGGCUCCACGUGGGACUCUGGGGGCGGGACUUCCUGUUUUGCCCCAGCAGCCGUCGGGGCCUUCGUGCCCCACUGUGGCUGAAGCUUGGACCCGGAAAGGGGGACUUCUGGCUUCUCUCUCAGCGCAGAAGACAGCUCCCUGUAUUUGUGCAACCAAGGAGAUGGGACCCCUGGGCUGGGAGAGACUCCUGCUGAUGUAAUGACGGUGGUUUGCCCAAGCUUCGAGAAGGCCAGACAGGCAGGAUCUGCGACCGACCAGCAGGGCUGGCUACGCUGCUCUGAGCGCAAGAGGGCGCCCUGCCUCAUUCUCUGAAAGGCGCUUCCUACAGCCACAUUUUCCUCCUCCAGCACCCCCCCAUCCAGCUCUCAGUCUUCGUCUUAGAUCAGAUCACGUCCUUCUUCUCUUUAAACCUUUGUGGCUGCCUGUGGCCCUGGAGAUACUGUUCAAAUUCCUCAUCGUGACCUUGAAAGCCAUGUGGUUUGACCUCUGUCAGCCUCUCUGUCCUCCCGUCCAGUACUUUCAUCCCUGCUUCUCUCCACCAAGCUUUAUUUUGCUUCCAGGCCUUUCCUCCUGGAGUUUAUUCCCUGAAGCGGCUUUCUUUUUGCUCUGUGUCAUUCAUUUCUCAAAUGCAAAGGUAACCGUUA
Messenger RNA from Phacochoerus africanus (Common warthog), 3462 nucleotides. RefSeq names its product V-set and immunoglobulin domain containing 10 like (gene VSIG10L). The record is from RefSeq and is a predicted model, not a curated record. NCBI's taxonomy places the organism in Eukaryota, Metazoa, Chordata, Mammalia, Artiodactyla, Suidae. The transcript has 10 exons. Bases 122 to 2803 code for a protein of 893 amino acids.